This is a messenger RNA of Venturia canescens, 1290 nucleotides long. RefSeq lists its product as uncharacterized. NCBI's taxonomy places the organism in Eukaryota, Metazoa, Arthropoda, Insecta, Hymenoptera, Ichneumonidae. The record is from RefSeq and is a predicted model, not a curated record. The transcript is spliced from 4 exons. The coding region runs from base 34 to 393 and encodes 119 amino acids.
UGAGUGGGCUAGGAAGAAAGAAAAAAGAGGGAGAUGAAAGCUGAAAGAUCUUGCGGAAAAUGUGGAAUUAGUGAAAAAGCAAGAGAAACCGGACAAGGAAGUAAAAGAGAAAACACGAGCGAAGCUCCGUCCGGAGGGAUUCUCAGACAGGACACGAGGACAAAGCGAGUGAAGGAACGGAAUGCCAACUGGAUAUGUAUUCAGCGCACUCUGAGCAGGGGUAUAAAAAACCAAGGGUCGUCUGACGCAGGACUCAGUUUAACGAGAGGAAGCGUCCUCGUGAGCCUUGAUCCUUUUAAAGCCCAUUCUCUCCGCUCGGACUAUACGAUGCAUCCAAAAUUUGAUGGAAUCAGAAUUAAUGAUUGCGGGUCCUCAGGAUCAACUAUCAACUGAACCCAUAACCUGAUUGCUCAUCAAAAAGGUUUUCAUUUGCUUAAUUGAAUUUUUUUUUAAUUUUAUAAAAAUAAAAAAAGUUUGUGCUGACCAUGAAGAUAGUCACACUGUUCUUUUGAAUGGUAAUUAUUCAGAUAUAUGGAGAACUAUAGAUAAAAAAACAAAGACGUUUUGUUUUGCUUGGAGGGAGCUUCUUCUUCGACAAACGUUUAAAAAAACGUCAUCGAAUUUGUACAAAAUCGUGAAGGUGAUUUCCUGAGGUCUUAACCGUUGCAUCCUGUGCGUAUUCGAACUAACGAGUGAUCGAGGUGAUUUAAUAAAUCAUAUUCUUUCGUUCACUUGAUUAUAUUUGGUCAACAUUCCCUCAGGUAAUCUAAACAAACUUAUUUUUUCUUUAUAAUUUACACUUUUGUUGGAGCAAUCUUACUGCACUUUUGUGUGAUUAACUCUAUCGCUAUUUUGAUUGCUCGUUCGUGUUUUUUCUCUAAUUCAAUUAAUCUCGUAAUGAAGUUCCUCCUGAAAUUUAUCAUGUCGAUUACUUCACCUCUAUAGUGGUAUCUCAUCAUUCAGUUCUCAAAUUCUCUACUUGGAGCAAGACUACACAGUACAUCAUCGUCUCACACGAGUUUCGUGAUGAUUCUCUUCUCGUGUGAGCUUAGUCUUGCUCCGGAUCAAUUUCAUAUAAAUUUCCAACUUAAUCACAGUAUUCUAAUUAAUCUUAUAUUUAAUUUCAGAAUUCCAAAAAUGUCGUGAACGAGAAUGAGCUCUUUUUAACGGAAUUUUCAUUGAAUCGGAAUCUCAUUUUAUAAGGGAAGAUCAUGCGUUACUUUUGCGAUUCAAAAAAGCAACUAAAAUUUUUUACUCUUUUGAUGAUUAAAGAAACGAUCAAAAUUUAUU